Osmerus eperlanus (European smelt) is the source of this 5698-nucleotide messenger RNA. It is a transcript of the gene cadm3, whose product is annotated as cell adhesion molecule 3. Gene Ontology annotation, cellular component: presynaptic membrane. Lineage: Eukaryota; Metazoa; Chordata; Actinopteri; Osmeriformes; Osmeridae. The record is from RefSeq and is a predicted model, not a curated record.
UUCAGCCAGACUGUUUUGCUGCAGUGAACGGUAGACGGUGGAGAGAGGGAAUAAGCAAGAAAAACAAGAAGCAAGGGAAGGAGGGAAAAAAGUCAUAGAGACAGAUCCAGUGAGAGCUCGAUCGGACCAAGCAGCAGUGAACCAGCUCCAAGGAGUCCGGAUUCCGAACCAACACGCUGAGUGGUUUUCCCGCAGGAAAAAGGACUUUCAGGCAGAAUAUCGGUGACCCGAAGGUGCUUCUCGGCCCUCUGUUUUGAGACAGAUCUGUGCGUCUGACCAUGGCGUUCACUUCAUUCCCAGGUCCUGGACUACGGACUCUCAUUUUAUUGACUGUACUUUCAGCAUCGGUUCAGAGCAACUACCCCAAUGACGAUGACCCCUACCAGCCGAUGACCUCGACCAGACCGUGGCAGUGGGCGGGACCGUGGACGCUGACCUGCCAGGUGCAGGAGAGCGACAACUCCUCCCUCCAGUGGUCCAACACCGCCCAGCAGAUGUACUUUGGAGAGAAGAGAGCUCUGAGAGAUAACCGCAUCCAGCUGCACAGGUCCACCAGCACUCUGCUGUCCAUCACCAUCGGCGAGGUGCAGCUGUCUGACGAGGGGGAGUACACCUGCUCCAUCUUCACCAUGCCCGUACGCACCGCCCGCGCCACCGUCACCGCGUGCUGGGUGAGUCCGGGAAAACCUCAAAUCUCCGGGUUCGAGGACGCCGUGCAGGAGGGAGGUGAACUCACCCUUACAUGCACCAGCUCUGGGAGCACCCCUGCCGUGCUCCGCUGGUACAGAGGACAGGAGGAGCUUCAAGGCCGCCAAGAGGAGGCGAAGUCCAGCCCGGACGAGCCGACCUACACAGUGAUCAGCGAGCUCACGCUCACGGCCAGCCGGGACGACGACAACGUGAUGAUCGCCUGUGCCGUGGACCACCCGUCCCUGUCCCCCGGGGACAAGCGGACUGAACAGCCCCUCCGAGUGCUGUUUACCCCUAACGUGAACAUCCAGCCAGAGAGUGACCUUCCCAGAGAGGGGGGGAAAUUCCACCUGCAGUGCAUGGGCAACGGAAACCCCGAACCCAUGUCGUUCUCGUGGGAGAAGAAAGAUGGCGGGGACCUCCCCCCGCUGGCCAAGGUCGACGGCAGCUUCCUGCGCUUCGAGGCGCUCAACAAGUCCGACAAUGGCGUGUACAUAUGCCAGGCGGACAACGGCAUCGGCAAGAGCCAGGGGGAAUACACCCUCCUCGUCCAAGCUCCGUCCGAGUCGAGCCACCUCCCCCCCACCUCUCUCUUCCUCCCCUCCCCCUCCGCCUCCUCGGACGCCCCGCUGCCCUCCCUCGCCCCGACGUCUCUCUCUCUGUCACCCUCGCUCACGCCCGCCGUCGACCCUUCGACCCCUCCGCCCACUCCCCCGCCGGCGGUCUUCUCCUUCUCCGCCCCGUACCCCACCGACAUCCCGCCUCUCUCCUCCACUCCUCCUCCUCCCUCCUCCUCUCCUCCUCCUCCCUCCUCCUCUCCUCCUCCUCCUCCCUCCACCUCUCCUCCUCCUCCUCCCUCCUCCUCUCCUCCUCCUCCCUCCUCCUCUCCUCCUCCUCCCUCCUCCUCUCCUCCUCCUGCUGUGGUCAAUGUGCCCUUUCCCUCCCUCUCCAACUCCCUGUUCCCCGACGUCACGCCGUUCCCUGAGCCCUUCCCUCAGUCUCCCUCCUCAUCCUCCUCUUCCACUCCUCCAGACAACGUCACCCUCUCUCUCGCUCCCCCCGCCGCCUCCACCCUCACUCCCCCAGUUCCCACACGGCUGAAUGGAGUUUACAGUUUCACAGACGCCUCAGACAACGCUGCAGACCCGACAGCCAUGUCGACCUCCUCGGGCGUGGACCACGCCGUGAUCGGGGGCGUGGUGGCGGUCAUCGUCUUCAUCCUGCUGUGUCUGCUCAUCGUCCUGGGCAGAUACCUCAUCAGGCACAAAGGGACGUACCUCACCCACGAGGCCAAGGGCUCGGACGAUGCCCCCGAUGCCGACACGGCCAUCAUCAACGCAGAGGGGGGCCACUCCGGGGCCGAGGACAAGAAGGAGUACUUCAUCUAGUGGGCGGGGCUUCCCGGGGGGAGAAGGGGUGGGGGGAAGGAGAGGAGCAACGAAUCUCCAUUUGUCUUCACAAAGCUUCAGUUCUUUACUCAGCCAGUCAAGGGCCAGGAGUCAAGGGGCGGAGUCAAGGGGCGGAGUCAGGUGGGGGACAGGAAGGGAGAAGAGGAAGAAGGUCAAGCAUUGGUCAAACGGUGUUGGAAGAACUGAAGUGCAGGAAAUGAAACAGAGAAAUAAGCUUCACUUGGUUAGGACCUGCAUUGAGAAAAAAAACUGGGAAGUGAAAUUUUUUGCACUGACAUACAUGGACAUGAGAUAUUAUAUUUCCUGAAACACACACACACACAUACACACCAACACUCAAACUCCCAAGCACUCUCAUACACACUUGAAUCCCCACAUAAAACCCAUCCUUAAAAGUUUCGGCUACAAUUACGUUUUGAAAAUACAAUCUCACGCUUUAUUUUCUCAAUUGAGACUUGCUAGAGGAUAUUUUCUAUACAUUACGGUACAUUCCUUUCACAUUAGCCAGACAAAUGUGAAAUUAUGCUCAGAACUGUACUCUCAUGUUUACAUGCACCCCUCUUGUCUUUUGUUUUCAACUGCAUUCUGGCCAUUAUGCCGCCCAUCUCUCUCUCUCUCUCUCUUUCUCUCACGCAUUAACACGUGAAAUCCACUUAAAUGACUGAUGUACAUAUCCAUUUUCUCCUGCUCAUCCUCACUCUUUCCUCAGCUGCGCUGAAAAAAGUUCCUUCUCCCACCAACACACACACAGUUGCUCAUACUGUGUUGUCAAAGCAACCAACUCCAGACACGCCCCCCCCCCCCCCCCCCAAUCCAGAUGCAUCGCACUACAAGACCUUACGCAGCGCCACACAACAAACUCAUGCAGUCAGAUUUGCAGGACCAAUAUAAAUAUAUAAAUAUAUAUAUAAUUAUAUAGCAUUCUUUUUACUCAACAGAAAAUGUUUGGUGUGCUGUAAAUACAGUAUAAUUUCUCUCUACCAUCUCUCUCUCUCUCUCUCUCUCUCUCUCUCUUACACACACUCUUUUUCAUCUCUCUCACACACACCUUCAGCCUAUUCUAUCCUCUCUCCCCUGUACCACACAGUCUGUUACCGCAGUAUAUACUCUUAAGCCUGCCUGUUUUUACUACAUGCGUGGAUAUGCCGAGUCAAAAAUAUCAAUAUCUGGGAAAAAAGUAAUGUUGCAAUGAAAAUUUAAACACUAACUGCAAAUGUUUGUAUAAAUCUUUAUUUUUAUUUCGGUUUUCUUUUUGUUUGGUUUUGGUGUUACCAUCAGUGUUACAGUUGACAGUGUCUGUGAGUCAAGGACUUUGAGGUUUCUUAUUAUGAUUAUGAUUUGAGUGAUGAGGAUGCGUAAUAUCUCUUUUUGCAAGUUACCAUUAGUAACACAAUUUUUUGCUGCUGCAAAAAUGCGCUUACCAGCCACCCAGCGGUAAUUUCAUGCUGUAUUGACGUCACCACACUGUAAGAGGUGAAAACCGUCACUGCACCUUUAAUGACAUCAUCCCCCUGCAGUCUGAGUAAGAGGCCCCAGACUGGCUCAGAGGGCGCUGGGCUCCAGCCAAACUGACACAGGAGAGUGGUUUUGGUGGCUGCAUCUCUCUUUUUUUCUACUCUCUCUCCCUUAACUCCUAUGUACCACUUGAAUUUGUCUCUCUCUCUUAGAUAGUUUUUCUUUUCAGUCGUCACACUGGACCCCCCCCACAAAAAAAGAAACUCGUAGAACUAGCUCAGACGGUCUGAGGUGCGUUGAUGAUGUUCGACAAAGCGGCGCGCUCCGGUAAGGUGAUAUAGCGCCCAGGUGCAGAGAGGGGGCGUCGCUGACAGUAGUACAGGCCUACCAGAGAAGACGAGACAGACACUAUGUAUAGACUUGACGUGAUAGUUUUCGUACACCUACGGAAUGCUGGAAUCAGGGAUUGCUUUUGUGCCCCCACCCCCCGCACACACACACCCCACCACACCCAGUUCCAAGAGCUAAUUCCGCAGGGCUGUUAUGAUUGGAAAUAGAUUGUUCUAGUGAUACGACUUUAAGCUAGAGUCGGUACAGGAAUGAGGGGUGAGGUUGUGUGUAAGAUCCGUUUCGGGUGACUCAAGGGGUUAGGUUUAAGAUAAAGGGUGGGAAAAACUGACCCCAGAUGGUAAUCAAGGGUGGGUCAUGCACUGGAGCGAGCACACAGUCCCUCAUGGGUGUGAGAGAGAUGUCUGCAGACAGGAUCAUAUGGAUGAAUCUCAGAACCGAGAAUACCACACCUUCUGCAUAUUCCGUCGUUCAGGGUCCAAAGUAGGAAUCCUUUUUUCCCUCGCUAAUCGCGUACUUUACAUGGAACUGAAAUGUAACAAGUUAUCAGAGGGGCUGACAGUAUAGAUGUGGAUUGCCUCAUACUGUACUCUGAGGAUGUUGGUAUUGUGUGUUUUGAACUUUUCGGACCUGUGUUUGCUCGUGUAUCUGUAUAAAUUCUGUGAUCGCAUGAAAAGACUGCAUGAGAGACGGUUGGCACUUAGAUAACUUGCGAGCGGAAACUACGUUGCUGACGAGCCCAUCUGUGAUACAGAGGUUUGUUUAUCAACAAACUCCUAUACUUCCUAGUCUGCAGACAUCGGCCUAGCCCAGAAACUAUCUCCAUGCACCCUCGGCCCUAACCACUUCAGUAUUAAGGAAGCAGCAUGGUAAGAAAACCAGCUGGGCCUUAGCUGGAUUGGUGCCAUGUUGCUCAGACCUAUCCAGUGUUUUUGAAUUAAGAUAUGAGGAAGUGAAGUAAAUAGGAGGGAAAGGGUCUGGGGCUUGUUUCUGGUAAGGUUACCUUGUGUCGAUACAUGUGCAGUUACGGCUCUUAACCACCAGGGGUCAGUGAAAGAGCACUGUCACAUUAGGCUGCGCUGUCUUAUCCUCACCACCUCUGUCAUUGUCUCCUUCCUACCCUGUACAUGCAGUGGCAAUUCACUGCUCUUUUAUUUUGGUAGUGUUUUACCUAAUUAAAGGUGUGCAUAAUCUUAAAGGCAUUACUUUCAAAUUCAUUUGUAGUCUUUUUCUUCUUUUUUAUAUAUAGAUGAUGGUUAUUUGAUAGUUGGAUGACAGUUGUUUGGUUUCUUUUUGUUUUAACAAUUUGGCAAUUUUGUAUAAUUACAUGUAUAUAGUGUUGCCUUUACUGGUUAUACUUACAAACACACUUAUAUUAUUGUACGCACACAUGCACACAUGAAAUGGACAUGGAGUCUGGGGACUUUGAAAACACUGUGUGUGUGUUUGUGUAUGAGUGGAAGGUGUGUGUAACGAUCCACCCAAUCAGACGCCGGAGACACUAUCUGUGUUAAUUUCACAAAAAUGUUAUUAUUUUAAUGACAAGUCUUUGUUAGCUGGUUAUUUUUGGAUGACAAGUCUUCCUUUUAAAUAUAUAUCCAUAUCACAUGAGAAUAGUGCUGUCAUGAUGUAUGUCAAUUUGUACUAUGGCUAAUGAUGUCAUCAAAGCGAGACGGCACUAUAUGUCAUGGCGUGUUUUGUCCAUUGGCUGUUUUGUUCAUACAGUAUUUGCUUUUUUGUUACUCUACCAAUUCAGUUGUUGACUUCAAAUAAACAUGCAUUUGAGUUAACUUCAA